CAUUCAGGUAUGCAAAACACUCACUUACACUACUGAUUACACACACCGUUGUUAAUUACUUAGUUACUUUAUAUAAUAAAUAUAUAUGUUGAUACUCCUUGUCUCCACGUUGUCUCCCUUUUGUUGCGAACUCUGAGCCGGUUCGUAACAGGGGACACACUUUUCACGCCACUUUAAUACAAAGUGAUUUUUGCAAAUUCACCCUUUCUCUAACCUUAACCUCAGACUCCUAACCUGCUAUGUUAAUUAUCCUAACCUGCUACUAAAAAGUCAAUAUGGUAUCGAAGUGGCAUGAAAAUAGUGCUUCCCGUCUGAGAUCACCCUUAACCGCUUACAGUGGAAGAAUGCCAUGCUAUUGUUUGAGGAGAGUGCACAAUUAUGAAUUGAAAAUGUGUUAAUAAACCAAUUAGGCACAUUUUGGCAGUCAAUACAACAUUUUGAACAGAUAUGUAUUGGUUCAUUGGAUCAGUCUAAAACUUUGCAUAUACACUGCUGCCAUCUAGUGGCCAAAAUCUAAAUUGUGCCUGGACUGGAAUAAUACAUUAUGGCCUUUCUCUUGCAUUUCAAAGAUGAUUUUUUUUUUUUUUUGUAUUAUCUUUUACCAGAUCGAAUGUGUUAUUCUCCUACGUUAAUUUCACUUUUCCACAACCUUAAGUGUUUCCUUUCAAAUGGUAUCAAGAAUAUGCAUAUCCCUGCUUCAGGUUCUGAGCUACAGGCAGUUAGAUUUGGGUAUGACAUUUUAGGCGAAAAUUGUAAAAAAGGGUCGGAUCCUGUAAGCAGACAGGAACUGACCAUUUAUUUUAAUGUAUUCGUCAUCUUUGUUUUAGCCUAGCUCGAUUGAUUGAGACCUGCAAAGCUUUGUGGGAUGUACUCAAAAGCCAAUGAUUAAAUAACCAUCUAUAUCUUAAAUCGAUUUUUAUGCGCACUCAGGAAAGUUGUUACAUUGUGAUGAACUUUGUGAAAUAUGUUUUGAUAACAUUUGGUCCAUCUGAGAAUGUUCUUUUGUUCAAUAAAAAAUGUCCUUAAUUUUUAUUAUAUUGCAGAGUAUUAUGAUAUAAAAAUAUAGCAGAGUGCCUGAUUAUUCAGCUAAUUAUCUACCAGUGAUGGAUGAUGACUGGAUUGGGAGGAAGGUUUGGAUAAAAAAUGUAGGGAUGAUAUGGGACCAGAUAGGGAGUAAACAGGACAUGCAAGGUUUUGCCAUGUGACAAGCAGAUCCCUAGGUGAGCAUUCCCUAUGGAAUGCCAGGUAAGUUUCCUGCUCUACAUCAUACAUGAUCCACACAAAGCACAAACCAAAGGCAGGGGAUACUGUGGACUUAAACCAGGUAAGACUCUCCACUUUAUCCUUGUUUCUAUCUUAAUUGUAUCCUCUUUAUCUUUAACUCUGCCUUGUUGGAAAAGGACCUGUAAGUAAGAAUUUCACUGAUAGUUUACACCUGUUGUAUACGAAGCAUGUGACAAAUAAAAUGUGAUUGAUUUAAUUUGUAAUAUUGAUUAAGUCACCUAUUACAAACAAUUGUAACUAACAAUUGUCUUACAUGUAACUAACAUAUCUUAUAUGCAACUAACGAGCUGCUUUUCAUUGGCAGAAAUCCUAAUAAAGUAGGGUGUGGAGCUAUGCUGUGUGAGGCCUACUCUGACCACUGGGGUGGUCACCACACAGGGUUCCACUGUCCCCGCCUCUCUGACCCCCCUGACCUGUCCUUCUGUUGCUGGCUGGGAGAGGGGCUGGGGCUCAAACAGUGCUGCCCACAUUCCCUGUACCACAAUAGCAUGAACAGCAGUCAGACAGAGACCAGAGCGAACUCCAAAGAACCUAUUUACAGCUACAGGUCCCUGUUCCAGACUGUGGUUCUGCUCUAUGGGUCCUUGGUACUGGUCCUGAUGCUUGUGGACUUCCUAUGGUUCUGUCGUGCGCGGGGUCUCUCAGUAAUGUCAGCUCUUACGAGGCAUGUCACGUGUCCCCGCUGGAUCUCUAGCCUCCUCUUCCCGUACAGCAACAAGACACAGCAGCAGCUCUACCGCUACCAUGGCAAUGGGAGGGACUCACAAGUCCUAGGUGAGCACAAGAUCCCUCAAGACUCCUCUUGUCUCUAAGGUAACAGAGGACACCGACAACAGUCAGGCAAUUUGGCUGACCCAUUAAAGACUGAGAGUGUCCUAGGGGAGAAAUGUCCAUGCCAAGUUCUACAUUUGAGCAUUUGAAUCCCUUGAUGGCCAUCAAUUUAAAACAACAAAAAACUGGAUAACAUACUGCCACACUAUGGCAUAACAGGGUGUUUUCAUGCAUAUGGAUCACACCAGAGUAUAUAGGGAUAAUGAGUGAUCAUAAGGUAUCUUAUGGUUUUGCUUGUAUAUUUCCAAUGUGUAUAGUUUUAAUAGGUACAUUUAUUCCCACCAGCACCAGAUGUAUUAGGAUAUACAGUGAAUCAGUAAACUAUUUUGUCUCUAUACUGAGCAAGAGGGCUCAUACCUAAUGCCCUGCAUUGGGUGUCUACUUCAGGUAAAUGUAUGGAACAUUGGAUGAUACUGUAUGAUAUCUAUGGUCUGUAUUUUGUCAUCAUUAUCAUAAUGAAAUACAAUGCUUCAUACUAAAUAAAAGGUAACAUUGCAGCCCUAAUAAAAUCAA
Salmo salar (Atlantic salmon) is the source of this 2628-nucleotide messenger RNA. The record is from RefSeq and is a predicted model, not a curated record. NCBI's taxonomy places the organism in Eukaryota, Metazoa, Chordata, Actinopteri, Salmoniformes, Salmonidae.